Messenger RNA from Yarrowia lipolytica CLIB122, 1323 nucleotides. RefSeq lists its product as uncharacterized. Lineage: Eukaryota; Fungi; Ascomycota; Dipodascomycetes; Dipodascales. Gene Ontology annotation, cellular component: fungal-type vacuole membrane; vacuolar proton-transporting V-type ATPase, V1 domain. Gene Ontology annotation, biological process: proton transmembrane transport. Gene Ontology annotation, molecular function: proton-transporting ATPase activity, rotational mechanism. The record is from RefSeq and is a predicted model, not a curated record.
AUGUCAAUUGCAUUCAACAGCAGCUAUCUCGACGAAAUCCAGACCGCCAUUCGGUCCAGACCCAUUCCUUGGGACGGCUAUGUGCGGGCCAACCUGCUGACCCCCGACGAGGCUGCUCUGAUCAAGACUAUUGAGAAGCAGAGCCCGGAGGCCCGAAAGGAGACCGUCAAGAAGGACCUAACCCACUAUGCGACCUCAUUUGUGUCGCUGCUGCGAAAGAUUCCCCGGGAAGAUGUGGCCAAGUACAUUCUGUCGUUUGUUGCUAGCCUGGUCCAGGAGCUCCCUGAGUUCGCACAGGCCAUGUUGGAACUGAGUAAACUGGACUCGGAUUCGCCUUUUGGUCCCCUUCUCAAGCUGCUCGAGUCUGAGGACGAGCAGAUUCAACUGCUGGCUGUCAAGUCCAUCGUCGUGCUUUUGGCCGACUCCAAGACGGUCGAUCUCACCACAGAAAAGUACGCAGCCCAGUACCUGCAGUUUGUGGGUCUUCUGAUCGGCUCAUCUGCAUCUGUGCAGGUCCAGGACGUGGGCACCGUGUCUCUGGCCGUACUGCUGUCCAACAGAUCCUACCGACCUCUGUUCUGGAAGUUCAACUCCGAGCUGGUCCCCAAACUGCUGGACAUCAUCAAGGCCGACAAGGGUGGUCUGCAUCUGCAGUACUACACCCUGCUGGUCAUCUGGCUGGAGAGCUUCGACAACAAGGCUGCCCACCAGCUGGUGUCCUCUUUCUCCGAACUCAUCCCCACUCUUCUGCAGGCUGCACGAACCUCCGUCAAGGAGAAAAUCACGCGGCUUUGUGUCGCUAUCAUCGUCAACGUGCUUAAGGCCGCCCCCAAGGACACGGUUGCCUCGCUGCUGCUGAACCAGGGCCAGGCAGUGUUCAAAAACUUUAGCGACCGAAAAUGGACCGAUGAAGAGCUUAUUGAAGACAUUGAGGUGGUCUACACACAGCUCAACGAAGAGGUCGCUCGAAUGACCACUUUCGACCGGUAUUACGCCGAAAUCAAGAGCGGCAAGUUGUCCUGGACUCCUGCUCACAAAUCCGAGUUUUUCUGGCAGGAAAACGUUGGUCAGUUCAAAGACGACGACUGGAAGGUGCUGAAGAUGCUGGCGGGAAUUGUCAAGAGCGCCACUGAUCCCACUGUUCAGGCUGUGGCCUGCUCUGACGUUGCUAACGUGUGCAAGUUGCUGCCUGAUGCUAUCCAGGUGCUGCAGGACGACGGGGCAAAAUUGAAGAUUAUGGAGCUCAUGAGCAGUGAUAACUCGGAGGUGCGAUUCGAGGCGUUGAAGGCCACACAGGUCUUUGUUGCCCAGUCGCUUAAAUAA